Molecule: messenger RNA, 1308 nt
Organism: Quercus lobata
Lineage: Eukaryota; Viridiplantae; Streptophyta; Magnoliopsida; Fagales; Fagaceae
Exons: 3
Coding region: 1-1308 (435 amino acids)
Source: RefSeq, a predicted model, not a curated record
AUGGUUGUAUCAGAUGGGGGUCCAGUGUUUAUAAAGGCAAUUAAUUGGUCAGGUGAGUUCAAAGACAAGCAUUACAUUGCUAGGGUGUUGAAGGAUGCUAUAAAAGAGAUUGGACAUGAAAAAGUUGUCCAAGUCAUCACUGAUAGUGCUAAUGUGAUGAAGACUGUUGGAGCUCUUAUUGAGGGUGAGUUUCCUAAAAUAUUUUGGACACCUUGUGUUGUUCACACUCUCAAUCUAGUUUUGAAGAAUAUUUGUGCAGCAAAAAACACUGAAAAGAAUGAAGUUACAUAUGAGGAAUGUAGUUGGAUUACACAUGUUGCUAAUGAUGCAUCCUUCAUACGUGUUUUUAUCAUGAACCAUUCAAUGAGGUUGGCAAUGUUUAAUGAAUUUUGUCCAUUAAAAUUGCUCCAAGUUGCUGAUACUAGAUUUGCUUCGGUAGUUGUAAUGUUGAAAAGGUUGAAGUUGAUAAAAAGAUACCUUCAAGCCAUGGCUAUUAGUGACCAAUGGGUUUCUUAUAGGGAGGAUGAUGUUGGAAAAGCUCAAAAGGUGAAAGAUAUGAUUCUAAGUGAUCUUUGGUGGGAUAAUAUUGAUUAUAUCCUUGAAUUCACAGCACCCAUUUAUGAUAUGCUACGAAUAGCCGACACAGAUAAGUUUUGUCUUCAUCUUGUGUAUGAGAUGUGGGAUUCAAUGAUAGAAAAGGUGAAGGCAGUAAUAUAUCGGCAUGAAGGCUUGGAAGAUGAUCAAUAUAGCUCAUUUUUGGGUGUGGUGUAUGAUAUACUCAUUGAUCAAUGGACUAAAAAUUGUACACCACUACAUUGCUUGGCUCAUUCCUUAAAUCCUAAGUAUUACUCCAUUGAAUGGCUUUCAGAGAAUCCAAAACGCAUCCCUCCACAUCGGGAUCAUGAAAUUUCUAUGGAAAGAAGCAAGUGUUUGGAGCGAUACUUUGAAGAUGAGAAUGACUUAACGGUGGUGAAGUUUGAGUUUGCUAAAUUUUCAGGAGGGAGAAACAAAAUGGCUCCUGCACGCGCUGAGGAUUUGGUAUAUGUGCAUUCUAAUCUUCGACUCUUGUCAAGGCGCAAUGAAGAGUACAUACAUACAACAACAAAGAUGUACGAUAUUGCAGGAGACUCUUGGAAUGAGAGCGACAUGCAUGGAAGAGCUGGAAUUCUUGAAAAUGCAGCUCUUACACUUGAUGAGCUAGAGUUGGAGGCUAUAGUUAUUGGGAAUGUUAACACUAGUGCUACUACUAGUGAAAGUGAAGCUCGAAGUGAAGCUAUUGAUCUUGAGGAUGAUGAUCUUUGUGUUUGA